UUUACGCCGUCAAUUGUCAAAAUUUAAGUAAAAAUUAAUUGAACAGUGAUUUUGAUGUUUGCUUACGUUUUAUCGAAAUAAAACAUUUAAACUUAAAUAUUUAAUUGAAGUGAAUUUUUGUUUAACCACAAGAAUACAAUUACUUUUGCCUACGAAAUGUGAAUACAAUCAUCGUUACACGCUUCAUCUCGAAGAUUAUCUGCGUCUUUUACAUAGACCUCGAGUUUUCACAGACAGUUCAUGUGGUUGUGUAUUUCUGCUAAAACAGCAUAAUGACCAUGAGUCAAGUGUCCGUUUUGAAACUUUAUAACUCUGUAGUAGAUGAUGUGAUUGCUGGCGUGCGAGAUUGUUUCCUUGAUGACGGUGUAGACGAACAAGUAUUACAAGAGUUAAAACAAUUAUGGAAAUCAAAAUUAGUUGCUAGUGGUGCGAUGGACCCUGCACCUGAGCCUCCAAUGCAACAAAUACCGCAGCCGCCUGUUUUACAACAUUUUCAAAAGGUCAAUGGUAACAAUUUAAUGUCAAAAAGGGGUGACAUAGGGCCACAAACUUCUGGCCAGUCAGGGAUGGACCAUGGAGCGCCUGCUCCGAACAUGGGUCAUCCUCAUCCAGUACUUGACCCUAAUAAUAAGGUGCCUGUCCAACUAACACUACCUGCACAACCAAGUGUGCCUGGAUCUCAACCACGUUCCUUUACUAUUCAAAUUCCAGCAUCUGCACUUAAUGGAAAUAAACUUCAUCAAGUAUUAACAGGACCUAUAAUUAAUGCAACAAUUAAUUUACCACAACCAUUGGCUGCAACACUUCUUCAGCAACAUAUAAACUCUGCACUGGCAGGUCAACAGAAUGAAUUUGAUGGAGGUGGUGGUGGUGGUCGUAGUGGUGCUGCACCCUUUUCUCUUGAUGGUGCUCUAGAUUCUUCCGAUGAUGAAGGGUCCAAUGUGGGCGAUGGUUCAGAAGAUGCUGCUGGUGAUGAUGAUGAAGAUGAGGAUUCUGUUGAAGAGAGAGCAGAAGAGGAAGAAGAAGAAAGAGAUGAGUUUGGAGGAGCAGAGGAAGAACCAUUAAACUCUGGUGAUGAUGUUUCUGAUGAGGAACCUGGUGACAUGUUUGACACUGACAAUGUGGUAGUUUGCCAAUAUGACAAGAUUACACGUACAAGGAAUAAGUGGAAAUUUUAUUUCAAAGAUGGUAUAAUGAAUCUAGCUGGAAAAGAUUAUGUUUUUCAAAAGGCCAAUGGUGAUGCAGAGUGGUAAAUUUAUUGAUAUAUUGUAAUUUUUGUGGAUGUAAUGUUUGAUAUUGAUGUAAAUUGUUGUUGUUACAAAAUACCUAUAUCACCAGCCUUACAAUUUCUUUAGUCCAAAAGCUGUAUAUAUUGUUUAAUAUAAGCAUCAAAUUAUAAAAAUUGUAGUAAAUUAAUUAUGUGUGUUUAUUCAUGUAUUGUAGUUUUCUAUUUCAAGUAUGUUAAAACCAUUGCGGUCAAAAAUGAUAUUUUACAUGAUAAUUGAAACAUUUUUAUUUUAUUACUACAACACAAAAUGCAAGCCUCAUUUCAUAAUUUUAAGAAAAAAACAACCUUGAUGCAAAUGACUGCUUUGGUAGUUUAAAUCAAUGUUACAUGUUUUUUUGUUAGUUUAUUCAUUGAUAUUUUAAGUAACUCAAUAAAAUAUAGUGUAUAAGUUUAUAAGUUAUAGUUCAACUCAACAAGAUUAAAAUGUAUUUUUCUCCCAGCUUCACUAAAGUAUGAAAUUUAAAGUACCUCAGUGCCAUAAAGUUAAAAACCAAUCCAACCAAAGUUCAGAUUAAAUUUACAAUAAAAUAGAAAACAUGUGAAGCGGGGAAAAGUUUGGUUUUUGUAAGAAAAAUAAUUGGCUUGAAAAGUAUAGGUAAGCAAAUGAUAACUUGUAAUUAGUAGGUAAUAUAAGAUAUUGAUGUCAAAUUUGUAUAUUUCAUACAGUUAAAUACAUAUUUUCAAAGACAACAAUUAAAUGAAUACUAUUAUUUUUUGUAUUUAUGACCACAUUCGCAUAUAUUUUCCAAUAAUUACUAUUUAAAAUGUAAAUUACAAUAAAAUUUAAUAUCGUAAAUUAAAAUUAGUGGGAUUACUACAUGUAUAUAAUAAGCAAUACAAAUUGUUUUUUCCUUAAAUUUUGUUUAGAACAACUGUAUAUUGUAUACGAAGUGUUAAAGACAAGGUCCAUUUUUUAUGGUGCAAACCUAAGCUUACUACAAACAAAAAAUGGUUGUGCGUUAUUUCAAUUUCUAUUAUGUUGAUUAUGUAGCCACCUACUGGUUUGCAGUUAUAUUUUUGUAAAUUUUAGUAUAAUGUGCACAAAAUUAUUUGGUUUUUUAGUUAUUAAUUCUCACCAAUUACUUUUAUGUGAUACAACAUUUAGAAUUUAUUUAGAUAAUAAUAUGUAAUACCUUAAUUCCUAGUACAGAUUCUAGAUCAAGAAUUUGUUACUAAAUACUAAGUUCACUUGCUUUAGUUUGUGUUUACAAUUUUAAUUCC
Messenger RNA from Pieris brassicae (large cabbage white), 2509 nucleotides. It is a transcript of the gene TfIIA-L, whose product is annotated as transcription initiation factor IIA subunit 1. Gene Ontology annotation, cellular component: transcription factor TFIIA complex. Bases 273 to 1253 code for a protein of 326 amino acids. Gene Ontology annotation, biological process: transcription by RNA polymerase II; transcription initiation at RNA polymerase II promoter. Lineage: Eukaryota; Metazoa; Arthropoda; Insecta; Lepidoptera; Pieridae. The transcript has a single exon. The record is from RefSeq and is a predicted model, not a curated record.